AUGAAAACUAUCUGCUUCGAUUUACAGCAGUGUCUGCCAACACCAGUCAUACAAAGUGGAGAAGCAUUUUAUAACCGUGACCUGUGGACUUACAAUCUCACAGUUCAUGACUGUGAUGAUUCUCAAGCGUUUUGUUACCGGUGGUUUGAAUCGCUGGCGAAGAGGGGUGGUAAUGAGAUAGGUUCAUGCCUUAUUCACUACUUAACAAAGAAUCUCAAUACUUCAGUUUCUCACAUCGUGAUGUACUCUGAUUCAUGUGGUGGCCAGAAUAAGAACAGAUAUAUUUCUGCUGCUUGUCUAAUUGCUUUGGAAAAUUGUCUAAAUUUGGCUAUCAUUGACCAUAAGUUUUUGUUACCUGGCCGUACACAUAUUAUGGAAGCUGACACAGAACAGAGCCUAAUUGAGAAGAGAAAGAGAAAAACCGUUUUGAAAAUUGAACAUCCUCAUGACUUAGCUCAACUCAUACGCCUAGUAGGUAAGAAGAAUCCUUUUAUGGUACAAUGGAACAAUCACAAUUUUUAAAUGUUGCUUGAUUAUAUUCCAAAUCAUUAGUAAACAGAAUACCAUAGGCGGCAAAUUUAACUGGAGAGAAGUGAGAUGGAUGCGGUACGUAAAAGGUCAUAGAACUUUGCUAUACAAAUCACUCUAAGGGAAACUGAGGAUCUUAAGAGUCUUAACCUAAAAAAAAGGUACGUUCAAAGCAAGAAGUUAUGCUGAAUCCAGAAACCAUAUACAACAAACCUGUGCCAAUAUUCGUAGAAAAGAAACAACAUCUGAUCGUCCUACUUCCUUAUAUUUCAAGACAUUGGGAUUUUUCUAAAAAUUUAAAGACUGUUAGCGCUCAAAUUGAUGUCUUUCCAGACGCUUCCUCAGAUGAAGAAUAUUUGGUGUAAUAUAUUUUUGUCUAUUUGUAAGCCUUUUGUGAAUGAAAUAUAUUUAAGCAGGUUUCCUUCACGUUCUGGAUAGUGCAGAAGGAUAUAUGUCAAACAACUUGCUGUGAAAAAAGAGGUAAGUCUAUCAAAACUCACUUUUCCAAAAUUAUUACCCCCACCAGCGAUAUAUAUAUAUAUAUAUAUAUGUUUGCUUAUGCAACAGGUUCGUUCCACAUAGGAAAGCAAAUUAUACAAUGCUUUAAGCAUGUAAAAGUAUCUUUUUACAAAUUAAAAAGGGUACAAAACAUAUACAUUAAAAAAAUUAAUUUCAAUUCGGAUUAACACUGAUAAUCUGGCUAAUAGUUUGCAUAUGAUUUGUAAUAAACUGGUCAUGAAAACUGUUAGUCCAUUGUGUAAGAAGACAACAUGUGAUUGGCUGUAUUUUUGAAUAUUUUCCGAGUGAUAGUAUGUUGUGAUGAAAGCAGUUUAAUAUGGCAUCUUUCUCACAAAAAUCAGACAUAGUGGGACUGCUUAGGCUGCUGUAAAACAAAGUCAUCGUACAGAGAUGGCAAAUAGAAAGUCUGCGACACAGCAGUUCAGUAGUGUGAAAGUCGUGUGAAGCUUCGAUUAUCAUAUCAGUAAUUGCAAGAACUUAAGGAAGCUGCUGCCACUGAAAUGGCAAUUCUUCACUUGAUAGCAACAGUUGCUUUCAAUAUCAGCUGUAAUUUUUUACAUAAUAAGAGAGCAAACUUCUGUUGGCAUUCGGUCACCAUCUUGAAAAACCCAAAUUGAUUCCAAGGGAUAAGUUUUGAAAACCGGAGUUAUAUGAUAUUCUAUAAAAAUUGACUGCUCAUGUUUUACUGAUUUCUGGGAAUGCAGCGAAGUUCCUCCUAAAAUGUGGACAAAGCAUUUUUUUUUUGUAAUAAACCUGCCAUUAAAACUGUUAAUAGAUUAUGUAAGCAGACAAAAUGUGUUUGCCUAUGUUUUUGAAUAUCUUCCCAGCUACAGUUUUCAAUAUGUUUUAGGGAGCUAAAUGGCAUAUGAAAACAUUUUAAUCUGGUAUCAUUCUCACAAAAAUGCGCUUUAGUAGGACUGCAUAGGUUGGUGUCAAACAAGAUCAUCGUAUAGAGAUGACAAAUAGAAACUCCGUCAGACAACAGUUCAGCAGUGCGACAUUGCACUGAUCGCUGAAGGUAGUGUGAAGCUUCAAUUCAUGUUUGCACAUAUCAGUAACUGCAGGAACUUCAGGGACCUGCUGCCACCUUAGUGGAAUUUCUUCACUUGACUGCAGCAGUUGCUGUGAAUAUCGGCAAUAUUUUUUUCGGACGUCAUCUUAAAAAAACGCAAAUUACUGUAGUGGAUAAGUCUUGAAAAAGAGUUGUACACGAAAAAAAUAUCUAUCUCUUUUAUUCAAACUCUGGUAAAUUGCUUUUAAGACAGUUUUGUGAUAUUUGUUAAAAAUUGACUGCUCAUGUUUACUGAUUUCUGGGAAUGAAGCUAGGUUCUUCUUAAAAUGUGGACAAUGUAUUUUUGGCGCCUCAAAGACAGCUCCCAGCUUUGAUGGAGUUUGUUUCAAGAUCAACGGAUCAGAUUAGCAAUUCUAGCGCACGAUAAUUCUCCAUAAUGCAGCGGCAUGCGCUCAGAAGUCAAUUAGUCGCAGAAACGAUGGCGAGAAAAAAUGCGCAACAUUCUCUGCAAUCAUCUUGAUGGUUGAGACAUUUUUUAAGUAACGAUGGACAGUAAAUUUAAUAAUAAUUAUGAAGUAUGUGACUGAUUUGAUGACCAGUUUAGAUAUUCUCAUAAAAGUUAUCAGGAAUUACAUACUUGAAUUCUAACUAGAAUAUGCAUAUUUAAUAUUUAAGUGGAUACAUAUUUGGGUACCUUUACUGACAAAGCAUAGUUAUCUCUCUGGUUAGAGUUCAACAUCUAAAUAGUUUAUGGAUAUAUGUUUCUAGAUACAACACUUACAUUUCAGUAAUAUUACUUAUCGUAGUUUCAUAGUCAUUGAAAGUUUCGUUUAUAGAUUAAGUUUGACGUAUUUUGUACUAUGCAAAAUGUUGAGGGCACAGAAACGUUGUUGCUUUGUAUAAAGACGGCUUAUAAAUAAAGAUUGGUCGGUAUUGAAAUGAAAUAUAAGCUGUUAGAGAUUAAGAUGACAUCGCCAAAAUAUUUGAGGUGGCUUCCCACAGUGGCCAGGAAUUGUGCUAAGCUCUAGGGGAACAACAUAAUUUUUUAGUGUGUCUUGGCUAGCCACGGUGCAAAUAUAGCAGUAGCAGAAGGUAUAUUAAAAUUAUUGAUCCUUUAUUCGACUAUUAUGAGAAUAUCUGCUACAUUCCUGUUUUCCCGCUUUUGUGUUAAAGACAAAGUAUUGAUAUGUAGGUAUAUUAAAUUAACAUGGACAAAACAUGCGACAAACAACUAAUUUUAAAAAUGCAAGCU
This is a messenger RNA of Acanthoscelides obtectus, 3311 nucleotides long. The record is from the annotation of a GenBank genome assembly. Lineage: Eukaryota; Metazoa; Arthropoda; Insecta; Coleoptera; Chrysomelidae.